Rotaria sp. Silwood1 is the source of this 1743-nucleotide messenger RNA. NCBI's taxonomy places the organism in Eukaryota, Metazoa, Rotifera, Eurotatoria, Philodinida, Philodinidae. The record is from the annotation of a GenBank genome assembly.
AUGUAUCCAGUGAAACGAAAAAUAAGUUUCGAUGAUUACUCGAACAAGGAAACAAACAAAUUACAAUGUAAAUUUGAUCAGAAAACAAUACCAAUAACGUCCAUUGAAAAUUUAUCUACUGAAAUAUUCUAUGAAAUAUUUGAUUAUCUUGAUGGUUAUGAAAUUUAUCAAGCAUUUUCAAAUCUUAAUCAUCAUUUUCAACAAAUAAUUAAUUCUUCAUCACUUUUGUUAAAAUUUAAAAUUGAUUCACCAUCCGAUCAAUCAUUUAUGAACAUAUACAAGCAACUUACACUAAUAAAUAAACGUCAAAUACUUUCAUUUAAUAUAGAAUUAACAUACAAAAGUAGUGAAUUAUUUACAUCAUAUUUUAUUGAUUCAUCGUUAGAUCAUCUCGAAUCUCUUGUACUUAUAGAAUUCGAAACAACCAUACUUAUUUCACUUCUUAUGAAGUUAACUUAUCUACCUCGUCUUUUUUCAUUAACAAUCUGUAUGUUUGAUACAUGGGAUGAAUUAAGUGAAAUCUAUUGUUUAAUUUUUGCUUUACCAAAAUUAAUAUAUAUUAAAUGUUCACCAAUAGAAGUUGGCGUAGGUAUUUCACUACCAAUUGCUACUAAUCAAAAAUCCAAUACGAUCGAAUAUAUUGUUAUUGAUCAUGUCUGUACAUUAGAUGAAUUUUGUGCUAUCCUAUCGUAUAUACCUCAACUUCGUCAUUGCCAUUUUAAAGAAGUAUAUGAUGAUAAUCAGAUAAAUAUUGAUACUACAAUACAAAUUAAACUCUUUAAUAUAAAAUGUAUUUCUAUGAAAGAUUGUGAAAUUGAAUUUGAUAGAUUUGAACAAUUAAUUAGAAAAAUCGGAUGUCAAUUACAAGUUUUACAUGUUACUAAUGAAUGUGAUAAUGACAAAUAUCUUGAUGCUAAUCGAUGGAAAACAUUGAUAUUAGAUUAUUUACCUCAUUUAAAAGAAUUCUUUUUAAAAUGUUAUAAAGAUGUUGAAAAUAAAUCUGCAAUUCGAAUAGAUUUUGAACGUAUUAAACUAUUUACUUCAUUAUUUUGGAUUGAACGAAAAUUGAUAUUAGAAAUGGAAGUUACUGAUUUCCAAAUCAUUUAUUCAAUUCGUCCAUUCAAAAAAAGAUGGUAUAAUAUCAAUUCUUUUAUAGACUUUUCUAAAUCUACUCAAUUAACUAUGACAUGUUUUCCUGGUGAUGAAUACUUCGAAACCUUCAGGAGUGCUAAUGGUACUGUUUUACCAGUAGCAGAGAUUUAUCACUUGGAAACUUCUAAACAAACAAUUAUAUCAGGUUCAUUAAUGAAGAUUCUUAAUGAAUUACCUGAACUUGAUUCAUUAAAAAUAUUUCGUUUAUCAAUAUCACAAAUUCGAUAUUCAUUUAUUGAUGAUCAAAAUUUUCGUUUGGUAUCAUAUCAAAAUAAAAUUACAAAAGUUUAUCUUGAAAAUGUGAAUAAAAGUGAAGAAGUUUAUUUUCUUCUUAAACUUUGUCCACGUAUGAAAUAUUUUAAAAUGAAUUUUAUUUAUAAUAUUGAUUAUAAAUUAUUUGUUAGAAAUUUUUUAAGAAUAAUAAAUAGUAAUCGUCAUCAAUAUCUUCAAUCAUUAUAUUUUCAAAUAUCAAAAAUAAAUAUUCAAAUAAUUAAUGAAUUAGAAGAAAUGAUCAAUCAUGAAAAAUUACUUCGUCAUUUUACAAUUAAGCAUAUACUUAAUUAUAUUCAUUUAGAAUGGAAAUUAAUAUAA